UAAAUAUUUUUAAACUAAAACUAAAAAGUAUAUUCUUUUAGAACUGAAAAUCUUUGACAAAAAUUAAAAUUCUUUCAAAAACUGUAUCUCAGUUUAAUAUUAAUAUAUUGUAAAAAAAUUAAUGAAUUCAUUAUUUAUUAUUGUUGCAGAUAUAUUUCAUAUUGUUUAAAUUUUUUCUAAAUUAAAACAAUGUUAUUUUUAGUAAAUUUUCUUCCAAGUAUUUUAUUAAUCCUUCUAUUAAUUAUUAUUUUUCAACAUAUUAAAAAUAAAGAUUUUUAUAAAAAAGCAGCUCUUUUACCUGGACCACGAACAAUACCACUAAUUGGUAAUGCUCAUUUACUUUUUGGAAAAAAAUCAAAUUUAUUAAAUAAAUUAUAUAAAAUGUAUGAUUUAUAUCCUUCAUUAUUUAGAUUAUGGAUAGGAAAUUCUUUAAUUAUUACCAUUUAUGAUCCUGAAAAAAUUGAAGCUGUUUUAAAAAGUUCGAAAAUUUGUGAGAGACCAAAAUAUUAUAAAUUAUUUGAACAUCAUGUUGGUAAAGGAAUAUUUACAUUAUCAGUACCAAAAUGGCGUUUGCAUCGUAAAUUGAUUUUACCAGCUAUUAAGAAUUUACAUUCAUGUAAUGAAAUUUUUCAAAAACAUGCCAUUAUGUUUUUGAAAAUUAUAGAUGAUAAAGAAAAUGGCAAAGAAUUUAAUGUGGCACAAUACACAUCGAUAUAUUCUAUGAAUAUUAUAUUAGAACGUAUCAUGAAUGAAACAGUAAAUUUAGGAUUCGAUGAAACACAAACACAUGUUGCACAAUUUAAAAGUGCACUCAAUUCGAUGACAUACAAAAUACUAAAUUCAUAUUUUUUGUUCAAUUUUCAAAUAUCGAAAAAUUUGACGAAAGAUAUUGAUCCUGUUCAUAAAUUGAUAGAGAACAUGAUUCAUCAGAAGAGAAAAUUUUUCAUUGAAAGUAUGAAUGAAAAAAUAAAUGACAAUAAAAUUUGUAAAACAAAAUCAUUUUUUGAUUUUUUAAUGAAAAAAUCAUUUUUGGAAAAUCAAUUGACUGAACAAGAUGUACUGGAAGAAGUUAAAACUAUCAUUGUUGCGGGAAGUCACACUACCGCUGUUGUAGCAGAUUUUGCAAUGCGAUUAUUGGCAUCAUUUCCUGAAGUACAAGAAAAAGUUCGGCAAGAAAUUAAGGAAAUUUUCGGUGAUAUUAAUUUAGAAGACAAGCUAAUCACGAAUGAAGAAUUAUCUAAAAUGGAUUAUUUAGAAAGAGUAAUUAAAGAAACAAUGCGUUUGUUUCCUGCAGGUCCAACUAUUUCACGUAAAGUCACAGAGGAUUUUAAAAUUGGAGAAUAUACAUUGCCAAAAGGUAGUAAUGUAAUUAUACCUAUAUUUCAUAUUCAUCGCAGUAAAAAACUAUGGUCAAAUCCAUUGAAGUUUAAUCCUGAUAGAUUUCAACUUGAGGAAAUUGCCAAACGGCAUAAAAUGACUUAUUUACCUUUUAGCUCUGGUCCAAGAAAUUGUAUAGGAUAUAAAUUUAGUACAACUUCUCUAAAAAUACUUCUAUUGACGAUUCUUCAGAAACAUGUAUUAGAAACUGAUGAUACAACACCAAUAGAAAAUAUUAAAGUAAAAACUAAUGUUAUACUUGAACCGGUGAAGCCAAUUAAAAUAAAAAUGAAAAAACUAAACAUAUAAAGGUUCUUAUUCUAGAAUUAUUAAUAUUUAUUAUUUCAUCUAUUUGUAAUUUUUACAACAUAAAAAUUAUUUACGAA
Molecule: messenger RNA, 1763 nt
Organism: Leptopilina boulardi
Lineage: Eukaryota; Metazoa; Arthropoda; Insecta; Hymenoptera; Figitidae
Product: cytochrome P450 4c21-like
Exons: 12
Coding region: 190-1686 (498 amino acids)
Molecular function (GO): oxidoreductase activity, acting on paired donors, with incorporation or reduction of molecular oxygen; iron ion binding; monooxygenase activity
Source: RefSeq, a predicted model, not a curated record